Messenger RNA from Sturnus vulgaris (Common starling), 1038 nucleotides. Its product is annotated as protein Wnt-11b-2-like. The record is from RefSeq and is a predicted model, not a curated record. Gene Ontology annotation, cellular component: extracellular region. Gene Ontology annotation, biological process: neuron differentiation; multicellular organism development; cell fate commitment. Lineage: Eukaryota; Metazoa; Chordata; Aves; Passeriformes; Sturnidae. Gene Ontology annotation, molecular function: cytokine activity; frizzled binding.
AUGGGCCGCCCCGCCGCCGCUGCCACGGCGCUGCUGUGCCAGCUGAGCCUCUCGGCAGCCAUCCAGUGGCUCGGGCUGGCUGGCAGCGGGGUGGCGUGGAACGAGAGCCAGCACUGCCGGCUGCUGGUACCCGAGCAGCUGCAGCUGUGCCGCCGACAUCUGGAGAUGAUGCCCAGCAUCGUCCGGGCCGCCCGCCGGACGCAGGAGCUGUGCCAGCAGAGCUUUGCAGACAUGAGGUGGAACUGCUCCUCCAUCCAGAGUGCCCCCAGCUUCGGCCCCGAGCUGCUCACAGGAACACGGGAAGCCGCCUUCGUGCACGCCCUGGCAGCGGCGGCCGUGGCUCAGGGCAUCGCCCGCUCCUGCGCCUCCGGAGAGAUCCCGCUGUGCUCCUGCGGCCCCGGCCCCUCCGAGCCCCCCGCUCCCGGCUCCCGCUGGGGCGGCUGCGGGGACAACCUGAGCCACGGCCUCCAGCUCGGAGCCGCCUUCACCGACGGCUCGGCCAGAGCCGGCCCCGGGGGCACGCCCGGGCUCAGGGCUGUGAACCGGCACAACGGAGCCGUGGGACGGGCGGUGCUCAGUGACUCCCUGGAUACCAGGUGUAAAUGCCACGGAGUUUCAGGCUCCUGCUCAGUGAAGACCUGCUGGAAAGGGCUGCCAGACCUGGGUGAAAUUGCCUCUGAUCUCAAAUCCAGGUAUCUGGCAGCCCUCAAGGUGACCCAUCGGCUCGUGGGACCCAGGAAGCAGCUGAUCCCCAAGGAAGGGGAUGCCAGGCCAGUGGCAGAGAUGGAUCUGGUUUAUCUCAUUAACUCUCCUGACUACUGCAGCCCAAAUCCCCAGCUGGGUUCUCUGGGGACACAGGACAGGCCGUGCAACAGGAGCUCCGUGGGCAGUGGCAGCUGUGACCUGCUGUGCUGUGGCCGUGGCUACAACACCUACACGGAGGAGGUGCAGGAGCGCUGCCACUGCCGGUACCGCUGGUGCUGCUCCGUGGUGUGCAGGCGCUGCCGGCGCAGCCUGGAGAGACACGUCUGCAAAUAA